This is a messenger RNA of Setaria italica (foxtail millet), 2065 nucleotides long. RefSeq lists its product as uncharacterized. NCBI's taxonomy places the organism in Eukaryota, Viridiplantae, Streptophyta, Magnoliopsida, Poales, Poaceae. The transcript has 4 exons. The record is from RefSeq and is a predicted model, not a curated record. Bases 336 to 1811 code for a protein of 491 amino acids.
CUCUCCAGCCAUUUGCCAGCGCCGUGAACCGAGGAGAAUAGAGUACGAGGAGAGGAGGCCGAGGAAGCUCAGAACGUGGUGCCGAUCGAUCGGGGGCUCGGCUCGAAGUCGAAUCCGCCGCGCCGUUUUUCUAAUUCGCCCCCCGCCGCGGCGCGUCCGAGAUCCCCGUCACGAGCGGAGUCUCCAGCCGGCACGCGGAUCCCCGCGCGUCUCCUCCGCGGUGUCACGAGCGGCACGUGGGGUGGGGGCGCGUUCCCCGGCCGCCGCCCAGGCCACUCGAUAAAGCGAGCCACCACGAGAGGGUGAUCCUGGGCCGCUGGGACUGGGAGGGAGCCAUGGCGGAGCAGGAGGACGGGAACAGGAGGCGGCGGGAGGUCGAGGCGCCGGUCGUGGCGCUGGAGUGCGUGGCGGGGAGCUCCAAGGCGGAGGAGUGGGGCGGCGGCGGGGGCGUCGUGCAGGAGGGGGACGUGGUGGAGGCCGUCCGCGUGGGCCGCGGCUCCCGUGGCGGGGGCACCGCGGCCGCGCUGGAGCUGGAGGCGCCGUUCAAGGGCGGGCGCGCGGGGCUGCACAAGGCGCUGCACGCGGCGUUCAAGCGCGGGGACACCUCCGUCGAGGUGCGCGUGCGGGGAGGCAGGGAGUUGCAGGCCUGCAUCGUGCCGCACCAUGCCAGCCCCGGCGGGGGCGGAGGAGGAGGAGGGGGGAGGAAGCAGUACGUGCUGCGGUCGAUGCACGACCCCAACUACGUGCUCGGAUUCGUCGACCGCCUCGAGAGCGAGUGCCUCGUCUUGCAAGCUCUGAACUUUCUACAUGAACACAACGUGGCAUCUGUAUGUCUGUAUCUGCGUUUAGGCACGAGGAGCACAAGAGUUGCAUCAGCAUUGAGCAAGGCACAACUCCAAGACGGAUACGUGGCAUAUCCAUGGGAGAAGAAGAUGCGCGACACUCUGCGCAUGCCCAACUCUAGCUGCUACCUCUCGAUGCUCGUCCUUCCCAAGGCUCUGGACUCGAACGCUUGUCGCUACGAGUCCUUUGACGACACACUGGCGCGUGCCAAUGCAUGGAUCUGCUCAGCGCAGGCCUCGGGCAUCCCCGUUGAUUACAGGAAUGUGCAGAGUGAAGCUCUUCUCACCAAGAUAUCCGGCGAGACAGCGUCUGCAACUGUCAAUUCAGGUUCGUUAUCUGAUCUGUCGAACGUCACUAAUGCGACGCUCUACGGUUUCGAGGAUUACCAUGGGGUGGACAUUGGUGUGGUAAAGGCAGCACGGCUUUGGUACAGCUCCAUAGGAGAACUGCUGCUGGAGAUCCCACUUGAAGAAGGUGACACGAGGCUUGGCUUUGCCAUCAGCCGAACUGAAGAGGGUUUUAUCUACAUAUCCUCAGUGGUUGAUGACGAAGAAUGCAAGGGUCCGUCAUCGCGAUCAGGGCUCCGUGAUCUGUUCAACCGGGCCAAAGAGGCGUCCAAGCUGCUGGUCAUCUCAAGAGUGUCCAAUGAAAAAGUCCUCCCCUGGAUGAUCUCCAGCUCAGGGUCAGUUCGUUGCUUCGACACCAUCUCCCUCAGCCAGAAGCUCUCCUUGCACCGCCUCGCGGUGCGCCCCAUCGAGCUGCAUCUGCUCGCGUGGGAGAAGCCAGCUGGUCCAGUGGGGAGGAUCUUCCACUCGCCGAAGCUGCCCCUGCCUUCAACGCUGCUCCCUCAGCCACACCAAAACGUCGUGACGGAGAGCGUUGAGCCUAGAGUAGAUGCUGAACAAGACUAUGUGGGGGAUCUGUCUUUUCGGCUCGAUGAUAUCUCAUUUGAGAGCAGUUGGGUGUGAUUCCAGGUUUCAGUUUUGUCAUACAGGCAUCUGAUGUGCAUAUGUAUAUUUUGGUCUUCUCUAGUUCUCUGGAGCGGCAUGCUCAGUUUUGUGCUGCAGGAAUGCAGACGCCUCCUUGAAAAUGUUCAGAACCUUUCCGGGUUUCUGGCCGAAUCAGGGAUAAGGCUUUCAUAGCAUCUGAAAAUUAUGUUGUGAUGGAACAUUUUUUGUUGAUCAUAACAUAACAAUGGAGUAAUCAAUCACUUUCACAUUUC